Messenger RNA from Cebus imitator (Panamanian white-faced capuchin), 7491 nucleotides. RefSeq names its product kelch like family member 28 (gene KLHL28). Bases 1385 to 3100 code for a protein of 571 amino acids. Gene Ontology annotation, molecular function: protein binding. Lineage: Eukaryota; Metazoa; Chordata; Mammalia; Primates; Cebidae. The transcript has 5 exons. The record is from RefSeq and is a predicted model, not a curated record.
UGAGCCACCAUACCUCGCCAGGGUAUUCCUAUUUUAUGAAUGAAAAGAUUAAUACUUAGAUUACGAAAGGCACCAAUGUCACCUAAUACAUUUCAAGACACAGAUGGGACUAAAACUCAUUACCUUAUAUUUCCGAAGUCUGUGUUCCUCACUGAUAUUGUUAUAUCCCUAUUGCCUCACUACUACCAUAGUACUACUGUAGUACAAUAUCACUUAUUCUAAUAGUUUAUCAUGUUUUCAUGUACAUUGUCUGAUUGAUUUUCAAAAACCUCAGCUACAUUAUUACCUGAAUAAUCUAGUUCAGGUCUUAUUAUGAUCUCAUUCUGCAAAUAAGGAAAACAAAGAUUGAGAAGGUAAAGUUAACAAGGACUGCUUUCUUAGUCCCAUUACCUAUUUUUUCUAUCUACUUGCCUUUACUGUUGUUCAUUCUUCACUUUUAAGUCUAGAUUUUAACUUUGUCAUAAAACUGAGGCUAAAAGAAGUUACAUAGGUUAAAAAGGUCAACAGUGGAGUCACUAACAGAACAUAUGCAGAUCUAAACUUAUGUCUUCUGAUUGCUAUCUUCUUAGUAGUAUGUAUUAUACUAUGGAAAAAAAAGUACCUACUGGAAGACUCAGAAGCUUCUCGGGACUUGUUUAUACAUGACUGCAAUAAUAUUUGAUAAUUUUUCUGGUAGAUAACUAUGAACUUAUUUGCAGAGAUCGGAUGUAGAGGCUGUUAUCAGCUGUAAAGUGGCCAUAUUAAUGUAAUUUAUUAUCUGAAUUAAAAUUCAGUGUGAAAUAAGUAUGAAACAAUUAAGUACUUGACAAAGAUAAAAAUUUCAAUUGUUGGAUUUUUUCCACUUAAAAAUGUACAAGAACGAAGUGCUAUACUCUCUCAAUUCUGCUAACAUUUAUAUUAUUUAAUAGUGUUUAAAAUGUUUGAAUUGAUGGUUUUAAGAUGGAAACCCAAAUACUUUUUUGUUAUUGCCAUAACUUGUGUUUCAAAUGUGAGACAGAGAGAAAAUAUCUUAUAUCGUAUACAUGCCCUGUAUUCGUUUUGUCUAGUCUAAGGAACUGCUAUAGUUCAUUCUGAAAUAUCCAUGUGUUAAUUCUUAAGGUUGCUGUAACAAAUUACACAAACUCGGUUGCUUAAAACAAAAGAAAUAUAUUCUCUCAAAGUUCUGGAGGCCAGAAGUCUGAAAUUAGUGUCAGUGGACUGAAAUUAAGGUAGUAGGACCAUGUUCCCUCCGGAAGCUCUACGGGAGAAUCUGUUCUUGCCUCUUCUAGCUUCUGGUGACUGUCAAUAUUCCUGGCCUUGUGGCUGCAGCGCUCCAGUCUCUGCCUCCUUAGUCACAUGACCUCCUCUUCUGUCUGUGUCACAUCUCCCCCUGCCUCCUUAUAAGAUGGACCACACAUCCCCGACCUACAUGCUUGCUAACUUGACCCACUUGCAUUCUGAACAACUUCUGCAGGGCUUGAAUAUUCUUCGCCAACAUCACGAACUCUGUGACAUCGUUCUUCGAGUAGGUGAUGUUAAAAUUCAUGCUCACAAAGUGGUACUUGCCAGCGUCAGCCCGUAUUUCAAAGCUAUGUUCACUGGAAACCUUUCCGAAAAAGAGAACAGUGAGGUUGAGUUUCAGUGCAUUGAUGAAACUGCUCUCCAGGCCAUUGUGGAGUAUGCCUACACAGGGACUGUUUUUAUUUCUCAGGACACAGUUGAAUCUCUCCUGCCAGCAGCAAACCUGCUUCAGAUAAAACUUGUCCUGAAAGAAUGUUGUGCAUUUCUUGAAAGCCAACUUGAUCCUGGUAAUUGUAUUGGAAUUUCUCGUUUUGCAGAAACGUAUGGUUGCCAUGACCUUUAUUUGGCAGCCACUAAAUACAUAUGCCAGAAUUUUGAAGCUGUUUGCCAGACUGAAGAGUUUUUUGAGCUUACACAUGCUGACUUGGAUGAAAUUGUUUCCAAUGACUGUUUGAACGUAGCUACCGAAGAGACUGUUUUUUAUGCAUUAGAGUCUUGGAUCAAGUAUGAUGUACAAGAACGCCAGAAAUACUUAGCACAGUUACUAAACAGUGUACGAUUACCAUUGUUGAGUGUUAAGUUUCUCACUAGACUAUAUGAAGCAAAUCACCUUAUUCGUGAUGAUCGCACUUGUAAACAUCUUUUGAAUGAAGCCCUAAAGUACCACUUUAUGCCUGAACAUAGAUUGUCUCAUCAGACAGUCUUGAUGACACGACCUCGCUGUGCUCCCAAAGUACUUUGUGCAGUAGGAGGGAAAUCUGGACUCUUUGCCUGUUUGGAUAGUGUGGAGAUGUACUUUCCUCAAAAUGACUCUUGGAUUGGUUUGGCACCCCUAAACAUUCCUCGCUAUGAAUUUGGAAUAUGCGUUUUAGACCAAAAAGUAUAUGUUAUAGGUGGUAUUGAAACUAAUGUGCGUCCUGGCGUCACUAUCAGAAAACAUGAAAAUUCAGUAGAAUGCUGGAAUCCUGAUACAAAUACUUGGACUUCUCUAGAGAGAAUGAAUGAAAGCCGAAGUACUCUUGGAGUAGUAGUACUUGCAGGAGAACUGUAUGCCUUAGGUGGUUAUGAUGGACAAUCUUAUUUACAAUCUGUAGAGAAAUAUAUUCCCAAAAUAAGAAAAUGGCAACCUGUGGCACCAAUGACUACAACAAGAAGUUGUUUUGCUGCAGCUGUAUUGGAUGGAAUGAUAUAUGCCAUUGGUGGGUAUGGUCCUGCCCACAUGAACAGUGUGGAGCGUUAUGAUCCAAGUAAGGACUCCUGGGAGAUGGUUGCAUCCAUGGCAGAUAAAAGGAUUCACUUUGGCGUGGGUGUCAUGCUAGGUUUUAUUUUUGUGGUGGGUGGACAUAAUGGAGUCUCACAUUUGUCAAGCAUUGAAAGAUAUGAUCCUCAUCAAAAUCAGUGGACUGUGUGUAGACCGAUGAAAGAACCUAGAACAGGAGUUGGUGCUGCUGUAAUCGAUAACUACCUUUAUGUAGUCGGUGGUCACUCAGGGUCUUCCUAUCUGAAUACAGUGCAGAAAUAUGAUCCUAUCUCAGAUACGUGGCUGGACGCAGCUGGCAUGAUAUACUGUCGCUGCAACUUUGGGUUAACUGCACUUUGACAAGUGUGAACUCUUGGAAAUAGUAUGGUGGUGAAACUUGUACUGCAUGAACGGAUGGCCCAGUUUUCUGAAACCCACAAGCUGCAUUGCUUUCUUUUUAACUUGAAGUAGCAUGAAGACUCAAAGUUUUGCUGGGUACUUUUAAUUGACAAGUCAUUUUAGUUGCUCUUGAUUACACAGUAAAUCAAUAAUUCAAAAGAAAAAAUAAGUAAAGACCUUGCCAAUUGAAUUGUGCACUUCCCCCUAAGACUGAGAUAUACUAGUUUUAUAUUCAUAAGUGUCCAUGUAGAGAAAACGUCGCUGCUUUUUUCUCUCUUUUUUUAAUUUUAGCUCUUUUUCCCUGAUACCAUGAUUUACUAGGAUGAGCAAUGCUUUAGGUGCUGGCGUAUAUUGAGUGAAUGGGCAGAGUGCUGAUACUGCUUCUGAGAUGUAAAUUCCUAUGCUUCACAUUUUUUAUUUGUUUUAAAACAAAUAAAGGGCUGCUUUUUAUUUUGGUACUUUUAAGGGUUGUAAAUAACAUGCCAUAGGGAGUCAUCUGAAUACUCUUCCUGCUAAAUGGUUUUAGGGCUAGGGAUGUAAUAAAUUUUUAAGACAAUUGCUUUUAUUAUCAUGAUAUUUGGGGCCCUAUUUUAGGAAGUCAGAUAAAUUUGCUGUUUAUGCCUUUUGUAUAUGGGCAGGUUAACAUUGGAUGAAUUUAAUUACCUGUCUAUGCUAUGGUUAGCAUGGAUAGGAGUUAAGUAUAUCAGUUGUUUCAGUUUUUCUUCAGUAGUACAGCAGGCCUCCCAGUGCUGAUGUAAAUAUUUGAGCAGUGUUUAGUACCAUUCUUAGUGCAUAUUAAUUGUUUUCAUAUAUCCUUACAACAAUUUUAGUUUUUUAAGAUCUUUGCUUUUUCAAAGUGUUCAGAUUUUUAAAAAAUGGUGCUAAUUGUAGGAUUUAUAACAAGGCUAUAAUGGAUGUCCUUUUGGAUGUUCAGUAUGAGAUAUGCAUGACAUGUUUUGAUAGUCUUUUGCAUUUUUAAUGGCUUGAUUCAUUUGUGCUUAUUAAAAAUGUUAGUGAUUACACUAAUGUUAACAUCCAAAAAUCAUCAAAAUGGCCUAUGUUAUGCUUUACAUGGUUUCUGAAUAGCGAUAUAAAGAAAGUUACACUUUUGAUCUUCUUUCCUCUUAUGCUAGAUACUACAUGUCCUUCUUGAAAACAGAAAUAUAUGCAUUAAAUAUAAAGCACUAGGCAGUUAUGUAUUACUUUGUACAUUUCUUUAGGUAACUAAAUUUUUUAAUGUUAUUGAGGAAAACUGGAACUCAAUUUUUACUUGAGUAAUGGUUCUAAGUUGAGUUCUACUUUGAUUAAAGAAAUGAUGUUUUAAAGCAAAAUUGUUUGCUGUAGCCAGUGACAGCUUAUUUAAAGGAAGUGGUUAACUUAUUUUAUUUUAGCAUGUUUUAGUAAAUGUCUGUUAGUCUUAAAUACACUCACUUGCAUUUUAUUAUGAUGGUUGGUACUUGUAUUUUGGUACUGUAGUCAUUUGGUUUUCUUUUCCUUGAUUUUUUUUAACCUGUCUGCAAUCUCCUUAUAAAGUUUCUGCAAGACCAAUGUAUAAUUUUUCCUAAGAAAAAAAUUCAUACUAUAUUCUUAAGUGCCAUAAUGUUGUAGACUAUUGUUAAGAAGCCAUUUGUAAUGAUAAAACAUAGGUUCAUUUGUUAGUAUAUAUGUUUAUUUCUUGAAUACUAUAGCCGGGCAAUUUACAGUUCUUUGUUCUUCCAUGAACUACCAGUUGUAGAUUUAAAUAUAUACUACGAAACUAUGUAAAAUCAUUUUUAAUCGUAAACGUAUCAUGCUUUAUGAAUAUUUGCACAGAUUACGAAACCUUGCAAGUGAUUUUUAGUCUCUUCUAAUUUAGAACUCAACAGGAGCAACUAAUACAAUUGAUAGUCUGAGUAUUUUCUAUGUUGCUUGUUUGAAUAACAUAAUAAUAUAUAGCAAUAACUUUUUCAUUGAUUUGAAUAAAUCUAUUACAUAGAAGUAGGUGCACUAUUGUGGUUGGCCCAGAUUUUAUUUAAAGAAAAGAAAUUUAAAAUAGAUUCAUCACAUAUUUAGUUUUAAAUCCCCAAUUUAGUUUUCUUUGUUUAUAUCAAUCUAAUUACUAAAUAUAUCCUAUUAUACUAUUUUAAUCCCCUAUUCCCUAAAGAUAAAGGAAUUUGAAAGACUAAAGAAAAUGAUUUUAAUUAUAAACACAUCUAUUCUAUACAUCGUAUUUUAAUAAUGUUUUACUCAUGUAACAUCUCCACUAUCAAAUUAUUGUAUGAUCAUUUGAUAAAUAGAUCAAAAACAUAUACUGGUCUUUGUUUUUGAAAAAUCUAAAUUUCGUCUUGAGGAAGACUAAAUGUGAAACACCUUGGGCAGUAGUAGGAACCAUACACCAGUAAGCAGAUCAUAAAAAUCUGUGAAGGGAAGAGAAAAAAUGUUCAAAAUUUAAAGGUAUAUUUCUUUUAGAAUUGCUUAACCUAGUGUACUAUUCAUAACAACCAGAGCUACUAAUCUGUCCUGACAACUAAUAUGUUUACAUUUGAGCCUUCUUUUACAAAUUUGUGAGAAGUUUCAUUAUGAACACUGCUGACAGAUUGUUAAUUUAAAGCCACAUGUUUCUAAUGUUAAAAAGGAUCAAAAUGUUUGGUUAUAAAUCCUCAGGAUUAAAAGUAUUAGAAAUAAUUACACAUAUUCAGGCAAGAAAAUAAAAGCUAUUUAAGAUUUCCCAGAAAUAUUUUGGAAAAGAGCAGCACUGGGAAAUAGGAAUUAAUGUAAUCAGUUGCAAGAUACUUGCCUUCUGUAAUUAUAAUGAGUUAAUCUGUUAGACAUCUUUGGCUAUUCAAUAUUCAUUGGAUGUUGUAAUAGAAUGUAAGUGGCUUUUAAUGUAGCUCCAAGGAUAUUUACAAAUUCCAUGUUAUUGCUAUUAUUGUUUUAAAUAUGAGUGAAUAUUAAAAUACAGGAAGUGGUAUCAAGUGAUAGGAAAAUGGCAUUAGGUUAUGAAAUUUUAUUUAGAUAAUCUGACACAUAUGGAGGGUUUACUUUAUAUAUGAGAUAUUCUGUUAGAUGCUGUGGGAGCUAGAGAGAUAAGUAAGAUACACUCUUUUUCAUUAAAAGAGAGUAAAAUAUAGUGGGAGAGACCCUAAUAACUAUUAUGUUGAAGGGUGAAUCUAAUUCUUUAUCUCUGAUGUCAUAAGAAGUGAUUAGAGAACUAGUUUAUGCAUAAGCAAUUUCUUAGUGUCCAAUUAGGUUUUAUUGGCAUGAAAAAGAAAUAUUUAAAAACCUAAUAUUUAUGGAACUCCAAAUCUCCUAGAAUUGGAUAAUGUAUUUUCUAGUAGGAAAACUAUAGAAAAUUUAAAAAUAUGUAUUUCCUAUAGUAUCAAGGCUCUGGCUGACAUUGAGAGAAAUAUAUGUAGGUGUGUUUGUUUUCAGUUUUGGUGUUGGAUUCCUGGUAUUGUCACCUAAGUGCUCAUUUUCAGGAAAAACAGAUUCUACAAUAAAUACUUACUGCUUAAAGUUCAGUAAACUUGUGAUAACCUCAUAACCUCUGUAGUCUAAAAGUUAAUAAAUUAUAAGAUGUCAGAUGUCAAGUAAACAUCCAGUUCUAUUUCUUAACCUUUUUUUCCCUUUGUAAACAGCACUUUAAUUAGACAUGAUUUAAUUAGAUAACAAUUAUUCUACGGCUGGAUAUGUACUGGAUUUUCACUUACAGUACAUUGAUUUGGUGUUGAUGCACAUUUGAAAAGAGUGAGGAAUACAAUACAUUUUUAAUACAAUAGGUUUACAAAUUUUCCUACUGGUGUGACUAUGGAGUCAAAAAUCCAGUUUACAUCUCUGCAGAGAGAAAAAUUGUUAUCAGUAUGUCUUUUAUAGUGUACAUCUUUAAAUAGAGAUAAUUUAUUAAUUUUGUCAAGUUAUCAUGUGUAAGUCCCAUUUAUUUUAAAAUACUAAGCAAAAAGUUCCAAGUUUGCCUUAAAAUACAAGUGAAAUUAAAGAACUGGAUGAUAAUGCCUAUAUUUUUGCCUUAUGAAUUGUGCUGUGUGUAAUAAACCAGCAGCGGUUUUGAUUUUAACAGGAUUCUGAAAUUUUGUAGCUGUAGAGUACUAAUAUUUGUACUCUCUUGCAAAGAAUGUGAUCUAGUUGUGGAUUAUGUUAGUUUAAAUGUUUUUUGUAUAUGUAUUUUACCUCUGAACAUGUACCUUUUUAGCAUCAGGGUUUUAUUUUAUGUUUACAUAGUAAAGUGGCAUUUAAGUAGUUGAGAGUUGUAUUCUUUUUUUAUUUUAAAGGUUGUGUCUAUUAUUGUGGUAAUGUUCUGUAAUGAUUACGGUUACAUUUCAUUUAAUGUAAAAUGUUUAAAUAAAAAUGAAAAAUCU